CGGGCAGACUCCGUCACGCGCGGACGUGGCUGCUGGCUGCUGGUCUCGGCUGACUGGUCGCAGUGCCGUCUCUUGCAGAGCAUGUUUCCACGAGGAGUCAGGGCGAACCCUGAGCAGGUAGCCUAUCUGCUGGACUACAUGAUGCUCCACCCUGCGUUCGCGUCAGGGCGCUGUUUGGGCCCAGCAGGACGGGCUAAGCUGAAAGCAAUGUGGAAGGAUCUGUGCGAGGCGCUGAACAAGCUUGGCUCACCGAAAGAUACGACAUUGUGGCAGAGAACUUGGAGUGAUAUGAAAACAAAAGCUCGGCGAAAGGCAAUGGCAAUCAAGUCGGCAAGUUUACACCAGAAACCUGGAAACCCCAAGAUGGUGGGGACUUUGACUUCUAAUGAAGCAAAAGUCGUAGCCAUUGUGGGUUUUACAAGCUGCUUGGGAAUAAGUGCACACAAUGAAAAGCCACUGAGUCAAGAAGAGCAGCUAGAACUAAUGGCUGAGGAAAAUUCGGAGGGAGAUUUGGAGCCGAUGGAGGAUGUAGACCCGAUAGAAUUCAAAGUGUUUCCUGAUGGAGAACUUCAGCCUGUGACAGAGGAAUCAAAACCCUUGUCCUUUCAAUUUGCACCAUCUCCACAGCAGCACCACACAUCAGAGCCAUUAGAUUCAUCAGAGCAAUCACAGUCAUCGUCGAAGCCACCACACUCACUGCAUUCAAUUCCAGAGUUGCAACAACCACCGUCUCCACUAUCCCUGCAGCAAACUCCGACAGGAAACCUAAGUCGGAAGCGAAAGCUCCGAAACAGCUCCAUAUCUGAAGGAAUAAAUUUGAAUGCCGGGCCAUAUGUUUCAAGACUGCUCAAUGUCACCAACAAAUUUGUAAAAAUGCAUUCAGCAUUGACAAACACAUUGAAGGACCAGACUGACAUAUUGGCUGCUGGUUCGAACAGAAUUGCAGCGGCUCUGGAGGGAAUACUCUCUGCACAGCUUGCGUACACUGUCGCUGUGAAUGCCAACACAGCUGCAGUGAAAGAGUUGCUGGGUCAAAACACACGCCAUAGUGAAGAAGUGACUGCUACACUAUAUGGUCUUGAGAGUGCGGUGCUGAAUAACACACAAUAAAACUUUAUAGUUUUAAUUUACUAUUAAUAGAUCCAAGAUUUGAAGAUAUUUAUUUUUGUCUCGGUUUCGCUUAGAAAUAGAAAAAUCAUUUAAUUUUAUACUAAGUUUAAAAAAAUGUUGACCAUAUUUCAUUUGAACAUGUUUAACAUAAGCAAUAUUAUUAACAGUAAAAAGGAACAUUUAAUUAUGUGAAUUUGUUUGAGUGCUACCUCUAAUUUGGUUUUGUAAUUAUGUACACCAUUUUAGUUUAACGCAUCCUAGAAUCUGAUACUUAAAAUUUUCUUCCCUCA
This is a messenger RNA of Bacillus rossius redtenbacheri, 1400 nucleotides long. RefSeq lists its product as uncharacterized. The transcript is spliced from 6 exons. NCBI's taxonomy places the organism in Eukaryota, Metazoa, Arthropoda, Insecta, Phasmatodea, Bacillidae. Bases 82 to 1110 code for a protein of 342 amino acids. The record is from RefSeq and is a predicted model, not a curated record.